This is a messenger RNA of Syngnathus acus (greater pipefish), 1228 nucleotides long. Its product is annotated as serum paraoxonase/arylesterase 2-like. The transcript has 9 exons. The record is from RefSeq and is a predicted model, not a curated record. The coding region runs from base 134 to 1204 and encodes 356 amino acids. NCBI's taxonomy places the organism in Eukaryota, Metazoa, Chordata, Actinopteri, Syngnathiformes, Syngnathidae. Gene Ontology annotation, molecular function: arylesterase activity.
AGCAGGCAGAUAAACGAGGGGUCAUCCAUUCCCCUGUUUAUUUACUCUCUCUCUUUCAGAUUCGGGUUAGCUGAGUAAGCUAUUUAUUCCGAAAUUUAGCUGUCCUCUGUACAGUGUGCUGUGCUGUUAAAACAUGGAAACACUGGGCUUGCUCUCAGUGGCUGUGACAUUGUUUUACAUGCUGCUUGGCGAGAGGAUGGUCAAUGUGAGAAAAAUGUAUCUGGCGUCCCGAGAGCCUGUCAAGAAUCACCUACCUAACUGUGUACUGCUGAAGAAUCUGAAUAAUGGUUCAGAGGAUAUAACGGUCUUUGGAGACGGACUCGCUUUUAUCAGCACUGGUUUAAAUUACCCCGGAGUUCCAUCUUCUGAUGCUCCCGGUAAGAUCUUCCUCCUGGAUCUGAAGGAGUCGGACAUGGAACCAGUGGAGCUGCCCAUAUCGAAGAACUUUGACCUGGAGACGUUCAACCCUCAUGGCAUCAGUGUCUACACAGAACCAACCAAUGGCACAGUGUACUUGUUUGUUGUGAAUCAUCCUCACCACAAAAGCCAAGUCGAGUUGUUUGAAUUUGUGGAGAAAGGAUUCUCCCUGCUGCAUCUUAAGACCUUCAAACAUAAACUCCUUCACAGUGUAAAUGAUAUCGUGGCUUUGGGGUUGGAUCGAUUCUAUGCCACCAAUGAUCACUAUUUUUCAGAUGAACUUCUGAAAACUAUCAUGGAGCCUCUUCUGGGUCAACCUUUGUCUAACGUUGUGUACUACAGUACAGACAUGGUCAAAGUGGUCUCUGUGGGCUAUUACUUUGCCAAUGGAAUCAACAUUUCACCCGACAAAAGGCAUAUUUAUGUGAUGGAUAUUCUGGGCCAUAAUCUGCACGUGUUUGAGCGGAAAGAAGAUAAUGCGUUAGCCUUUUUGAAGUCCCUGGCUUUGGGUUCACUGUGUGACAACAUUGAAGUUGACCCAAAAACAGGUGACCUGUGGUUAGGCUGUCACGUCAACCUAAUGCGAAUUUUCCACUUUGACCCUAAAAAUCCACCUGGAUCAGAGGUUAUCCGCAUCCAGAACAUUCACUCAGACGUGCCAGUAGUGACUCAAGUGUAUGCCGAUGAUGGUCACGUGAUUAUGGGCUCAUCUGUCGCUGCGAUCUAUGGAGGGAAACUGAUCAUUGGAACAGUGUUUCAUAAAGCUUUAUGCUGUGAUUUAGAUUAGGGAGGAAAUUGCCUUUAAAAAAAA